This is a messenger RNA of Myotis daubentonii (Daubenton's bat), 362 nucleotides long. It is a transcript of the gene RPS29, whose product is annotated as ribosomal protein S29. The record is from RefSeq and is a predicted model, not a curated record. Gene Ontology annotation, biological process: cytoplasmic translation. Gene Ontology annotation, cellular component: cytosolic small ribosomal subunit; ribosome. Gene Ontology annotation, molecular function: structural constituent of ribosome; zinc ion binding. Lineage: Eukaryota; Metazoa; Chordata; Mammalia; Chiroptera; Vespertilionidae.
UUUGUCAGCACUGCAUUCUGGGAGACAGUCCCCAAAAUAUCAAGAACGCAUGCGUCGGCUGGCUCUUUCCUUUUGCCUCGUUGCUACAGAGUGAGCAAGAUGGGUCACCAGCAACUGUACUGGAGCCAUCCGAGGAAAUUCGGCCAAGGUUCUCGCUCUUGCCGCGUCUGCUCAAACCGCCACGGUCUGAUCCGGAAGUACGGCCUCAACAUGUGCCGCCAGUGUUUCCGUCAGUACGCGAAGGACAUCGGCUUCAUUAAGUUGGACUAAGAACUUCCAUGAAUGGGUCGUUCAAGACAUCUACCUUAUGACAGAAUGCUAUCUCUUUGUACAUAAAAUAAAAUAAAAACCUUCAAAUAUGA